Molecule: messenger RNA, 933 nt
Organism: Parascedosporium putredinis
Lineage: Eukaryota; Fungi; Ascomycota; Sordariomycetes; Microascales; Microascaceae
Source: the annotation of a GenBank genome assembly
AUGCCCGACGCCCUCCCCAAAUUCUGCGCCAAGUGCUUCGAAGGCACCCUCCGCGGCGACGUCGAGCCCGCCGGCUCCGUCGAAACCAUCCACGGCCUCCCCACUUAUGUCGCCCGCCCCGCCCCGCCCGCCGAACCCGUCGGCAUCGUCGUCAUCGCCCCCGACGCCUUUGGCUGGGAAUUUCGCAACAUGCGCGCCCUGGCCGACGCCUACGCGCAGAGGAUCCCCGCCGUCGUCCUCCUGCCAGACUUGAUGCAAGCCACGCGUCGCAUCGCCGCUCAUCCGCCCCCACACAGGCAACGCCUUCCCCUAGAAAUCCUCGCCCUCAGCGACGAAAUCGCCUCCCAAUCCACCUCCUUCCUCCGCCGCACCUUCAUCCUCCAGCCCAAACGCAUCGUCCUCACGGCAAUCCACUACCUCCCGUUCCUCACCUCCCUCCGCCCCUCCGCCAUCACCUCCCGCCUGGGAGCCUACCUCGCCAACCUGAAAUCCCAGCCCCCGCCCCCUUUGCCCGCGCAAGCCAACAUCGGCCUCGCGGGCUUUUGCUGGGGCGGCAAGUACGCCCUCCUCCUCUCCCACCCUUUCUCGUCGCCCUCGAUCGGCGCCAACCUCGUGGACGCCUCCUUCACUGCUCACCCGUCUCUUGUCUCCGUCCCCGCCGACCUCAGCCCUGUAGUUGUGCCGCUGAGCCUCGCCAUUGGCACCACCGACGAGUGGAUGAGCGCGUCCGACAUCCAGGAGUGUAGGCGGCUGCUCGAGGCUAGGAGCGACUGCGAGGUAAGACUGUACGAAGGCGCUACCCACGGGUUUGCCGUUCGUGGCAACCCUCACGACGAAAAACAGGCGAGGUUUGGCCUGCAGGCUGAGGACCAGGCUGUUGCGUGGUUUAGACAGCAUCUUGGCCCUGAGCUCGUGGCGAGGAGGCCGGAGUGA